Klebsormidium nitens is the source of this 1953-nucleotide messenger RNA. Lineage: Eukaryota; Viridiplantae; Streptophyta; Klebsormidiophyceae; Klebsormidiales; Klebsormidiaceae. The record is from the annotation of a GenBank genome assembly.
GGCGAUCCGGGGAUUAGGGACUACGGGAAGCGCCGGCCCAAGCCUGCGCCCAGUGGGGCUACCUAAGUCGUGACGCCAUUACAGGUUCUCUCUACUGGCUUCCAGGAAGGGGAAUGCACCCUGCGUGACUUCCAAGGCUGCCUGCAUGAGCCUGAGGCGCGGCCAACUGCAAGCGCGGAGUGUCAACAGUGUUCAUUGGGUCAGUCUUCUGGUGUUUCAGGGCGCCAUCCUUGCUGCUUGAAAGGAGGCACAUGGUCGCUGUUCGGAGGGGAAAUCCGCCUGGCAAUUCUGGGCACUCUCUUGACAUGGCUCGGAGGGGAAAGAGAAAGGCACCCGCCGCUGUAGAUGAAAACCUUGUCGAUACAGGCAAUGAAGCAAUUCUCAGCAAUCAACGUAGCAACGACGAGGCAGAAGACAGGGAGGAAUUCCAAGACGCGACUGAUGAGGAGAGUCCUGAAGAGGAUAAUGGUGCUUGCAGAAAGCUCGUAGCUUCUGAGGCCGAUGGCUGCGUGGGGCCUGCGUCAGCCGUAUCUCCUCUAGCAGAUGGCCAGAACCCUUUCCACUGCGAUCGACCUGUUCGGGUGUAUGCAGAUGGCAUCUACGAUUUGUUUCACUUUGGUCACGCCAGGGCUUUGGAGCAAGCCAAGAAGCUCUUCCCAAAUGUGUACCUCCUGGUCGGUUGCUGCAAUGACGAGCUGACCCACAAGUACAAGGGCAAAACCGUAUUUACAGAAGAGGAAAGAUACGAGUCACUGCGACACUGCAAAUGGGUUGAUGAGGUGGUCAAAGAUGCACCAUGGGUGGUGACAAAAGACUUCAUUGAAAAGCACGACAUUGACUACGUUGCUCACGACGCCCUUCCUUAUGCUGACGCAAGCGGGAGCGCCGACGAUGUGUAUGGGUGGGUCAAGUCGGUGGGGAAGUUUGCAGAGACAAAGCGAACCGAAGGCAUCUCCACAACAGACAUCAUCAUGAAGAUUCUCAAGGACUACAAUCAGUACAUCAUGCGCAACCUCAACCGCGGCUACUCACGCAAGGAGAUGGGGGUCAGCUAUGUCAAGGAGAAGCAGCUGCGUGUGAACAUGGGCGUGGCCAAGCUGCGCGAGAAGGUGAAGCAGCAGCAGCAGAAGGUGGAGAAGACGGUGCGCGAGCGCCUUGAGAAGAACCAGGAGUACUUCAAGAAGAACGUCAAGGAGAUGACUGACAAUGUCGGCACGGUCGUUGAGUGGGUGGAGAAUGCGGACAAGUGGAUUGCGGGCUUCUUGGGGAAGUUCGAGGAAGGUGUCUACAACGUGGAGAAGAUCAUCACCUACCCUCUACUGCGUCCGAGGCUGACUCGGCAGUCGUCCAAGAAAGACAGUUCGGCAAAGCCAUCUCCAAAGGACAAGGCCAAGACCAGGAGCGAAGAUGGUCCGCCCCCGGCCAAGCGCAUGGCUGUAUAGUGUUGUUCGUGUUAUAGCUCUGAGGGGAUAGAUCGAAGGGAAGACGUACUCACCGUGUAGAGGAGCUUGCUUUGUGUAGGACACUGUACUUUUUCUAGAUCAAGUAGGGAUAGUUGCUGGGUAAACGACGCCCAAUUCAUAAUGGACUGCAUUGAAGGAAGCAAGAGCUCUGGGGGCCUGCUUUCGUUAGCUGUAUGCAGUAGCACGUUGCCACCAAGGCGAGGAGGCUAGCGACAAACAGGUCUAGGAGGCUAGUGGAUCUUGAAGUGCUUUGGGUUUAAAGCUUUCUAAGAUGUGACAUGGAUAGAACCUGUACUGGUAUGAAGGAUUGAUAGAACGCUGUAGGCAGACUUGACACACAUAGGCGUAGGAGCACCUCGCAAAGGCAUGCAUGGAAGUAUUGUGAAGAUUCGGGGACUAUCCUAGGCCAUAGGCUUUGUGUUUCAUAAUCAAUCUUAUACAGUGCCGCUCAGUUGCGCAAAUUUCCGUUCCUUGUGGCAAAGUAUCCCGC